AUGAGGAUAUGUCGUGGCGGUCGCCAGAACCACUGGAUAACCAUGGCCGUGUUUGGGGUGCCCAACGAGGGAAGAAUACCGCCUGAAGACUCCAAAAGGUCUAACCCGGGGAGGCCGGAAGCGGGAGCGGCGGGGCCUCCUCGACCUCAGGUCUUCCGGGAACCGUUAUUGGAAGCUACGACGCAGACCUGGUCAGUCCCACGGGAGCAAGCUUCAUGGGAGCAAGCCCCAGUAGUGCAACCUUUGAGCCGAGCCUGGCUAGCUGCAGUCCAACCCCCGCAAGAACCUUGGAAUCCGGCUUGUUUUCCUAUGACGCAAGCCACACGACAGUCUGACUCACCACAGCUUGUGGGUCCUACAAUGCAAAUGUCCGAACAACCGGGAACUAGCGGACAAGCCUGGUUCCGUGUGGCGCAGGACCAAAUCGUGGAUCAAGUCGUGGGUCCUUUGAAACGAGUCAGCUUUCCUUCGAUUCCAGCCCUAUUAAUAAGGCCUUUAAGCCGAGCUUGGUUCUCUCAGACGCGUGUCCCCUUCGAUCCAUUAAUGAAGCCUUUGACGGAAACAGUGCCGGAUCCCCAGUUGGAAGUCUCGAGAAAACCACUGGUGGAUCCUCCGAAAAAAGCACCGGGUGGACCGGUGGUGGAGGCCCCGCAGGAACAAAUGAUCGAAAACCCACAGGAACCGGUGACAAAAGCUUAUCCGGAGCCUUUGGUAGGGCCGUGGUUGGGAUCUGACUUAGUAGGGCGCGUUCUGGAAGAGUGUUUGGCCACGGAACAAAAUCUCAAGCCGACCCUGUGUGCGGGUCAGGAAACGGAUAUCGUGAGAUUGGCAACGGCGUCUAUUUUGAGAGAGAUAAAGGAUCGAGGAUGUGAAGUUCCAAUUUCUGAUUUCGAAGCUUGCUCAUGGCGAUGGCUGAAUUUAGCACUACUAAUACAUGAGUGGGAAGUCAAGAAUGGCAGCGUCAGAAAAGUGGUUGCAGAGAUAGAGCGUCUUAUACCGAAGCCGGUUGGUUACUCUGAUACAUGGUUUCUAGCUGGAAUGCUACAUAGGUUCCUUUCGUCAGGAUGCUUAGCUCGUUGGUUGCCCAAUCAUCAUUCCUACGGCUGGAAUUGUAGGAAGUUAAUUUUUCGGGUCACCUUCCCAGAUGGUGUUGUUCGUUUGCCGGAGAGUGAGGAAUGUGUAAACCGUAUUUGUGCCAGCUCUAAGUUAGCGUGGUGGUUGUGUGAGGCACAACGAAAUAUUCAGAUUGACGAAGAAACAUGGAAGGUGUCGAAAUGGCCGACGAAGCUCUUUAAUGUUCAAACUCCUUUGGGCAAACGGGUAUUUGAAAAGGCGAUAGAGGCAAUGAGGCAAGUAAUCCCACCUCCGUCCGGUAUGAAAUUGUCGAAUUCAAUGUACCUAGCUUGCUUGCUCAAAUACGUCGAUAGAGUCUCACAAAAGCAGAGGAAGAUCAAGGGUUAUCCUAAAAUCACCAUUGAUCCUACAUCCGACCGGCCCUCUUCAUCUAUUCCACCACACUGCAAACCAUCGUGUUCGUCUCCGUUUUUGGUUGAAUGCGAUGACACAAUAAAUCCCGACAGGUCGGUAGCUGCGGAGAUGGGGAGCUUCAUGGCCAGUGUGCUUGAGGGUUGCAAGGAGAGGGAGAAAAUGGAGGUAGGAGAUCUGACGAGAACACAGAAGAAAAGCGUUGCGAGGUAUGCCAGAAGGAAAUACCGAGCUGUGUUGUCCCAGAAGAGCAAGUCGAUAAAGGACCCGAAUUUAAUAGCGAACGCAUUCAGAACGUGCGGAUGGCGAUGGUUAUGUCUGGUGGGACUAAUGAACGAGUACUUAGAUCCGGGAGAGCUUCACCAAUUAAUUGCUGACAGUGAAAAGAUUGUGCCGAGGCCGAAACAUGUGUCACCAUUAUGGUACCUGGCUUGUCGAAUGCAGAACUGUGUGAAGGGGUCAAGAAUUAUACCCGGUUUCGGCAAGUCGUUGGAUGCGCUACCUGCAUGGUGGGUACUCAACAUGAUAAUUUACCAGGAUCAUUUCCCACAAGAGUUUGGUGAGCUACCUAUGUCUGAGACAUCUACCCGCUUAAUUGUCUUCAGUUCCAGAGCUACACAUUGGCUUGCAUCAGGAAUCCGCCACUUCCGUCUUACCUCCGCUACAUGGUCGCCAACAUCAAAUCACGACAUUGUGGAUAUAUUCCACACCGUGCUAGGAGACCAAUGGUUCAACGAAAUGAUCAAUUUAAUCAAACCAAAAAUCUCUCAAAUUGCUCCUAAUGAGGGUCCACAACAAAUGCAAAGAUUAUCGCCUAAGUCGAUUAUGGAAACUGUUCUAAGAUACGCAAUGGUUAGUCGAAAGGCCAGCGAGGCAUUCUGCACAGCUUGGCAAUUCGAUGUACCCUCGAAGAAAUACGGACUGAUGAACUCGGAGGCGGAUGAAGAACCGACGGCGAAAAGACUAUGCAGCGGAUAA
Gregarina niphandrodes is the source of this 2463-nucleotide messenger RNA. RefSeq lists its product as hypothetical. NCBI's taxonomy places the organism in Eukaryota, Apicomplexa, Conoidasida, Eugregarinorida, Gregarinidae. The transcript has a single exon. Bases 1 to 2463 code for a protein of 820 amino acids. The record is from RefSeq and is a predicted model, not a curated record.